AUGACCGCUCAAUCCUACGCUGGCUUCUUAUUUGGCAUGGUUACCAGCACAUUUGGUGCAAGUCCGGAGUCGGCUGGGGUCGCUGGGGAGGACAGCAGAAAGAUAGCGGCUUCCAAGCCGAAGCCAAAGAGUACUAGAGUACGUCGUCUGCCACUGCCGACGAUGCCCGGCUCCUUCCGCGCUCUGACUCCGGAGCCGGUCGCAGAGCCUGCUCAACCCACAGCGCUGGAACCACCGACGAAGCGGCGGCGGAUCUCCAAGGAAGACUCGUUGGCGAUCGACGAGGUGAUCGAGAAGCUGGAGCAGGAGAUUGAGGUGCUGAAGACACGUUUGGGGAGGACCCACCCGGCUCCUCGCCAAAGUUUCAAGGUACCAGAGCGUGCAUCCGAGACAACGAGUAUGCAGAAUGAUAGUCGUUCUUCGAUUGCCCCUCGACAAGACAUGAGCCACGUAUUCGAUGAGCUCAAGCAUGUACGCUUACGUAAAAUUGAUACAUCCGCUAUUCCCCUACAAUCUCGGCGAAUUGUUCGUACUAGCCCUACGCAGCUCUUCUCGCAAGAGCUUGAGGAAGCUGUUAAGAAGUCCUCACACCGUAGAUAUAAUGAAGAUCCCAUACCUUCGUUCUGCGCGUGGGGAGCUGGCUCGCGUUAA
Messenger RNA from Dacryopinax primogenitus, 651 nucleotides. RefSeq lists its product as uncharacterized. The transcript is spliced from 3 exons. The record is from RefSeq and is a predicted model, not a curated record. Lineage: Eukaryota; Fungi; Basidiomycota; Dacrymycetes; Dacrymycetales; Dacrymycetaceae. The coding region runs from base 1 to 651 and encodes 216 amino acids.